Messenger RNA from Haplochromis burtoni (Burton's mouthbrooder), 5067 nucleotides. It is a transcript of the gene kcnip3b, whose product is annotated as Kv channel interacting protein 3b, calsenilin. Lineage: Eukaryota; Metazoa; Chordata; Actinopteri; Cichliformes; Cichlidae. Gene Ontology annotation, molecular function: potassium channel regulator activity; DNA-binding transcription repressor activity, RNA polymerase II-specific; RNA polymerase II cis-regulatory region sequence-specific DNA binding. The transcript is spliced from 8 exons. The record is from RefSeq and is a predicted model, not a curated record. Gene Ontology annotation, biological process: regulation of potassium ion transmembrane transport; negative regulation of transcription by RNA polymerase II. The coding region runs from base 3364 to 4068 and encodes 234 amino acids. Gene Ontology annotation, cellular component: voltage-gated potassium channel complex; nucleus.
GUGGUAAAUGGAAAGUCAAGAGCUCAAUAAAUCAAAAUCUAAGUGUGAUGCUAAAGGAGGUUAAAUCUAAAGUGAAUACAGGUAUUGUGGUAUGAGGUGGUAAAGAUCUUCUAGCUCCAAGAGUGUGUUGAUUCCAUCAGCAGCAACAAAGACGGGUACUAUGGAUGUUUUGACAAGACCACAGUUUAAUAUUAAUUGAGAGUUAAUUUGUCUGGGAUUGAACCACUUUUCAGUCACAACUGGUGCAAUCCCUAUACAUCUGGAUGACAAGCAGGACUGGUCCUUGAACUGGUCUUCCUUAGAUGUAACCCAAGAGGUUUUGUUGAAAUUAAUUGAUCUCUAUGUCGCCUCAUUUUUUUUUCUGUCUUUGUGUUUGCAGUUUAAGAUAUUAAUUUUCUUUUCACAUUUUCCUGCCUCAACGUUUUGAGUUUAAGUUGUGUUUAUAAAAGAUUCGUUGUUUCAUCAUUGAGAAUACAAUACAACAGGCUUUUUAAAUAUUCAUUAAUUCAGUGUUUUCACAACAGAGUUGAUUAUAAUCUCGUGGGGGAACCAGACAGGCAAAUAUCUAUUAAAGUAUGUUUUAAACCACAUCAGGAGGCUAUCUCAGAAUCCAUUUGUGUAUGUGCUAAAACAUUCCACAUUUAGCAUCAGCAAUACAUUAGUGGUCGCUUAUUAAUCAGAAGAUGCCGUGGCCUAUUUGAUGAAUUAUUUAUAUCAUCAGCACUCAACAAAAGCUCCUUUGAUUUCACCCUACGAAAAAUAUUCACUCAUUGGCACUUGUUGUGUGUGUUUGUGUAAAUGUGUGUGUGCUUAUAGUUCAGUUAAGUGAUGUGAUCUAAAACCAAACCACUGACCUUUCAGGCCGGUGCUCUCUGAUGUCGAUUUUUGGGAUCAGUCCAGGUUGGACCUAUUUUGGGAUGAAAUCGAUGGCAGAGGUAGCCUUGGCUUUAGAGAUGUAUGAGCCCUAUUUCGGGGCUUUCUGAUACCAGUAUCUGGUGUUUUACUGGCGGUUUGUGUUGGAUAUUUUAAGUGGCAAGUGGCGUCAGUGUACGGUAAGAAAAGAUAAGGAGGAAGUGAGUAUUUCACUCUGUUCAUCUCUGGUUUCUUUGCUCAUUUUCAUGUUUCUUAGAAGCCCUUUAGAUCAAUUUAAUAAAUUACUCAGAAUUUAUGAUUCGUAUCAUCAAUUUCCCAAAGCUGGUACAUUUAGAAAAUGCUUUCAGUUAAACAGGACCUACUGUGCUUCUUCUUGUUUUAUCUAAUAUGGCCAAAGUUUCAAAUAAGUUCAGCAUAUGUGCAAUUAAUUCCUCUGAAAGGAAAGCUCAGGGUUUAGACUUUAGCUUUGACACUUUUUUCUACUCUUGGACUUCUAUAAUAUCAGCCCACCUUCUGUUUGCAAGGGGCAGCCAAUCAGAAGGCAAUCAACUAAAAGUGAAAGGAGCUUUAAUGCUGUUUGUUUCAGAUCACUGAUGAGCUGAGGGGCUAAGGCACAGUAAAAGAUAAAAAGAUUUCUUUGAACUGUGAAUCAAUAAAAUCAAAAUAGCAGGCAGUAGUGGACUGGCAAGUGGAAGCACCAAAACAUUUCCUGGUGGCCUAAAGGUCAUUUUAGCCUGCCGUGAAUUUGAGCAGCAAUAUUAUAAAAGUGCGAAUGAGUUGAGGGAACUAUCAGACCACAGCAGAUCUGUCUCUAGCGUCCUCCUCUGCCAUAUCUUCCCUUUGCGGAUCCUCCAUCAUUACAUCCAUGAGAUUUCUCUGUGGUCUUCAACUUCUCCUCCCUGGCAGCUCCAUCUUUAACAUCCUGCCUCCUCUGCACAUAUCCAAACUGCUCAACCUGAGCUGUUCCUCUGAUGUACUUAUUUCUCAUCUUGUCCAUCCUGCUCACCUCCAGCAUCAUCAAUCAGCCCCGUAUGUGCUUAAUGUAAGAGCUGUCAUUUUUAAUUAUUAUUUUCUUAUUUUAAUGGCUUCAUCCUCCAGGAUCUGAAAAACAAAUGAUGUGAGAUGAAUGUCACUUUCAGUUAAUGCUGUUUAUUUAGAGCAAUAUGCUUAAGAAGCUGCAUCUUAUGAUCUUAGGAGUUAAUACAAUCCACUAAUGGUAGACUCUGUUAUCUAUGAUUUAUCGCUGGAUUUUAUUGUUAAAGUUUCAAAUUGAAUGAGUAGGAAAUUAUAGAAGGUCUGCAUGGACAUAACUGUGAAUGGAGAGAAAAACAAUUUCUUAGUCUAUGGAAUUACAUCCUCAUAUUACAUCAUGCACUUUGUGCAUGUUGUCUCUUUAGUCUCCACUAGAGGGAGGCAGACAGUAAAAUGAGCUUUGAACAAGUGUCACAGGGCCUGAGGGAGCCUUGUCUCACUGUUUUUCUUUAUUACAUGAGAAUGAGUGUGUGACAGGACUCCACUGAGGCAUUAAAUCUGUGCUGCAGAUCCCAAGAGAGACGGGGGAACAAUUAGAAAGUGGAUCACGGAGAUGACUGGGAAAAUGAGAUUCAGGACACCUGUUGACCUUUGUCACCACCCUCUCUGUGUCCUUAAAGGCAAAUUAUUUUUCCGCUUGUCACAUUUAGCAGAAAUCAUUCUAAUCUUUGUCAGCCAUGCCUAUUUAAAGCCGUCCUGCACUGAUUUGAUGUAUUUUCUGGUCUCGUGUUGAGGUUGUUUUGAUGGAAAUGGGAGAAAUGCAACUUUCUCUGCUUCCUCAGGAGUUCAGAGGUUAAUUAGCAGAGAAUAAGGUGUGAUAUGGAGGGAGGCUAUAGAGGAGGAAGCUGCACAGCAUCAGUCAUUUGUUCUGUGGUGGAUUUUCCUGAUGCACCUCCUUGUGAAUUUUGGAUAGUUUUUUUUAUUGUUAUCACUGACGGCAGGAAUAAUAUUUACUGGAGAAAUCCCAAGCCAGCUUCAGCUUUUUGCCAAAAACCUAAUCUAUGUGGUGUGAGAAUAUUUGAGCUUCCUCUUUGUGUGAUUGGAUUUCCUGUGGAUUAACGUGGUGAUCCAGAUUUUUUGGGGGGAUUUUUUACUCUCAUCUGAAGCAUUUGACGUUCAUGAGGGAGUUGGACCAUCACACCCUGCUUUUAAUUGUGGAAAAAAUCCUGUAACAUUCAUUGGAGCACAACAGAUCACCGGGGUAAAAAAAAAAAAAAAACAGGCAGUCAAUUAAAAAGGCAGAGGGGGAGAGCUAAAUAAAGAAUCAUCAAGAAAAAAAUGUGACAUAAAAAGAGUGAUGAGUGACUGACACUGUUUCAGAGACAGGAAAAGGCAGUGGAGAAGAGUGAGACUGUGAGAGGCAGAUGGAUUAAAACAGGUGUCUAUAGAGAGUCCAGUGAUGUUGAAAUAGAGGCAAGGAAAAUAACAAGAGAAGACGAGAUAGAAGAAGAGGGGAAGAUGAGUGUAAGAUGGGAGACGGAGGGACUCCAGACAGUUGGCAUCGUCUGCCUGGUGAUCAUGUUCCUCAAACUGAUGCACCUGCUGGGCCUGAUCGACAUCACUGAGACCGAUGACAGCAGUGACAGUGAUUUGGAGCUGUCGACUGUGCGUCACCAGCCAGAGGGGCUGGACCAGCUGCAGGCUCAGACCAAGUUCACCAGGAAGGAGCUUCAGUCUCUGUAUCGAGGCUUCAAGAACGAGUGUCCCAGCGGACUGGUUGAUGAGGAGACAUUCAAGUCCAUCUAUUCUCAGUUCUUUCCCCAAGGAGAUGCAACCACCUACGCUCACUUCCUGUUCAACGCAUUUGACAUGGACAGAAACGGUUCAAUCCGUUUUGAGGACUUCGUCAUCGGCCUAUCAGUGUUGCUCAGAGGUUCGGUCACCGAGAAGCUCAACUGGGCUUUCAACCUUUACGACAUUAAUAAGGAUGGUUACAUCACCAAAGAGGAAAUGCUGGCAAUCAUGAAGUCGAUCUAUGACAUGAUGGGGAGGUAUACCUACCCUUGCGUGCGGGAUGAAGCACCCUCUGAACAUGUCGACAAGUUCUUUCAGAAAAUGGACAGGAACAGAGAUGGUGUAGUGACUAUUGAAGAGUUCAUUGAGACCUGUCAGAAGGACGAGAACAUCAUGAACUCCAUGCAGCUGUUUGAAAAUGUGAUAUAAGAAUCUGGACGUCCUCAGCUGUUUUCCUUCAUUAGCACAACUCGCAUACAAACAGAGCAAAGUCAUGCACUCCACCCAAUGCCGCAGACUCCACAAUAACGUAAGACACCCUGAUACAUAAUGUAGCUCCAGUGAAGAUGCAGGGACUAGAGGUUUUUCUAUUUCUCGCCACACUCUUUUAAUGGUAUCUUGUGACUGUUUCUGGAUUACAAAAACUGCCUCAUGUCAAAGGAGACAUUCUUGGAUGACUUUUUUGUCCUCGGUGGCUCAACAGACAUGCUGAUUGUGCUUUGAUCAGCGGACAAAAGCCACAAGGAACGAAGAGGCUCACAGAAAUUGACAAACUACAUGGAUACUAACUUUAACAAUAACAUACAGUAUAUACACUCACAUAUGGAAAAGCCUGCUGUUUCCUCAGAUUUUUUUAUAGCACUGGAUGGAGAAAAAAAUCACAGUGAAAAAAAAAGACAUGAACUAAAGCAUGUUUGUCAUCAGAUAUGUCAUGUGGAAUUAGCUUGCACUACAGUUUUAUGACUAUGUAUUAUAUGUGCCUGAAAUAAAGGCACUGUAGAUACCUGCACCUGAUAUACCACUGAAGAAAACCAGUGUAUAUGUAUAUACAUGUAAAGUUAAUAAUUAUAUCUAAUGCAUUGUGUUGGUCUAAUCUGUGCUCCACCAAGUGAUGGAAUAGGACCAGUGCUCAAUAUUUGUUUAAGAAAUUUCAAUGUUAAUCACUUUUAAAAAAAAAUGGUUAGUAAGCGUCGUUGGAAUUUGGGAUAUUUAAAUGUUUCUCUUCUUUUUUUAUUUUUGUUUUGGAAGAUUAUGUUUGCUGAUCAGAUUACAAAAAUGAGUCUUUGCACAACUGUGAAGAAAGACACAUCAAACUAAGACCUUUUCUUUAGUAUCUGUGAGCAUGCUGACUCCACAGUGCCACAGUGUCAUGUACAGUACAGUAGGACCUUUGUGAUGUCAGGUAAUUAAAGAUGCUGUCUACAGGUG